AUGAAACUUGCCCACAGACGUCUGCGUGGACACGCAUGGAUUAUGUGGCUCUAUGUGCUCAAUGCACAGCACUAUGUCUUCUUUCUGCAGCACUGUGUGUUCAAUGCACAGCACUAUGUGUUCUUUUUGCAGCACUGUGUGUUCAAUGCACAGCACUAUGUGUUCUUUUUGCAGCUCUAUGUGCUCAAUGCACAGCACUAUGUCUUCUUUCUGCAGCACUGUGUGUUCAAUGCACAGCACUAUGUGUUCUUUUUGCAGCACUGUGUGUUCAAUGCACAGCACUAUGUGUUCUUUUUGCAGCACUGUGUGUUCAAUGUGCAGCUCUAUGUCUUCUUUCUGCAGCACUAUGUGUUCAAUGCACAGCACUAUGUGUUCUUUUUGCAGCUCUAUGUGCUCAAUGCACAGCACUAUGUAUUCUUUGUGCAGCACUAUGUCUUCUUUGUGCAGCACUAUGUGUUCUUUGUGCAGCACUGUGUGUUCAAUGUGCAGCUCUAUGUCUUCUUUCUGCAGCACUAUGUGUUUAAUGCACAGCACUAUGUCUUCUUUGUGCAGCACUAUGUCUUCUUUGUGCAGCACUAUGUCUUCUUUGUGCAGCACUAUGUCUUCUUUGUGCAGCACUAUGUCUUCUUUGUGCAGCACUAUGUCUUCUUUGUGCAGCACUAUGUAUUCAAUGUGCAGCAAUGUGUGUUCAAUGUGCAGCACUAUGUCUUCUUUCUGCAGCACUAUGGGUUUAUUGCACAGCACUAUGUCUUCUUUGUGCAGCACUAUGUCUUCUUUGUGCAGCACUAUGUCUUCAAUGUGCAGCACUAUGUAUUCAAUGGAACAGCUCUGGGGCAACUGGUCUGCAGUUAG
Messenger RNA from Candidula unifasciata, 852 nucleotides. The record is from the annotation of a GenBank genome assembly. Lineage: Eukaryota; Metazoa; Mollusca; Gastropoda; Stylommatophora; Geomitridae.